Molecule: messenger RNA, 2171 nt
Organism: Mercenaria mercenaria
Lineage: Eukaryota; Metazoa; Mollusca; Bivalvia; Venerida; Veneridae
Product: endoglucanase E-4-like
Exons: 13
Coding region: 16-2121 (701 amino acids)
Biological process (GO): carbohydrate metabolic process
Molecular function (GO): polysaccharide binding; hydrolase activity, hydrolyzing O-glycosyl compounds
Source: RefSeq, a predicted model, not a curated record
ACGAACCACAGCACCAUGCAAUAUCGCUAUGACUAUUCGCGAACGAGAAGAAGAAGAAGAAGAAACAUUGUUAUGGUAUCACGCACGAUCCCAUCAGAGGUAUUAAUUCACCAACGUGAAACAUUGUUAAGUCCACAAGUAUUCGCAAAAUUGUUGCCAUUUACAGUAUCUUGUUUUCGAUUACGCAAUUUUGUUACCGUACGAGUGUACAUAAAGUCAGUUCUUACCUCAGGCCGUCAACAUAACUGCCACAGAGAGAGAAGAAUGUUGCCGCUUUUCCUGCUUGUUUGUGUGACAACAUCCCUGGCAGCGCCCGUGAAUAUCGUUAAUUCAUGGAACGGUGGUUUCCAAGGAACAUUCACGGUACAUGCCGACCAUGCAGUGCACGGAUGGAAAGCACAUCUGACAUUUGACAAGCCAGUCGAUAGGCUAGAGAUAUGGAAGGCCACAGUUGUGUCACAUAGUCCCACAGAAUGGAUUGUAGAAAACAUGUCAUGGGACGCCGAUCUUAAAGCUGGGGAAGAUUUGGUCAUAGAAUUCAACGGCCAUAUGUCAGGAGAUCAAGCACCAAAGGCAACAUACACCAUUGAAGGAGCUGGAUCUGGGUCUGGUUCGAGUGGCACUGGUGGUACCGGAAGUGGUGGAAGUGGUGGCCAAGGUACAGCUACUCAGGCACCAAUUCAAACUCAGCCGCCUGGCAACCCAGUUACUAGCAACCCAAUUACUGGCAACCCAGUCACUGGAAACCCAAUUACUCCAGGAAGUUCCUCAACUGGCGGUUCUUCAAUGAAAUACGAUUACGGAAAAGCCCUGGGGCUGUCCAUCCUCUUCUACGAUGCACAACGGUCAGGAAGACUUCCGGCCAACAAUCCAAUUCCAUGGCGCGGAGACUCCGCUGUCAACGAUAACGAUCAAGGCCAUGACCUAAGCGGUGGAUGGUACGAUGCUGGAGAUCACGUAAAAUUCAAUCUGCCAAUAGCAUUCUCCACUUGGGUUUUGGAAUGGGGCAUGUUGAAGUUCAAGGACGGCUACAAAGCCGCUGGUCAACUGGACAUGGCAUGUGAUAUGAUAAAAUGGCCAUUGGAAUAUUUCCUAAAAUGCUGGGUACCAAAUAAGAAUACCCUAUAUGUUCAGGUAGGUGAUGGCGGUAGAGAUCAUUCGUACUGGGGCCGACCGGAGAAUAUGAACAUGCCACGUCCGGCCUACAAGGUAACCCCUAGUUGCAAGGGUAGUGACGUUGCCGGGGAUACCGUUUCUGCACUAGCGGCAGGAUACCUCGUAUUUAAAGAUGUGUGUGGAGACACGACGUUUGCAUCAAAAUUACUGACGGCUGCAAAGAGUUUGUACACUUUCACAAAGAACAAUCGCGGAAUCUAUACACAGUGCGUCAACGCUGCAGCACAGUUCUACAGUUCAAGUGGUGAAAAAGAUGAGGUUGCGACUGCAGCAGCCUGGAUGUACAAGGCCACGCAAGAAGACAAAUAUUUGAAUGAUGCAAAAUCCUUAUACCCAGCCGGUACACCUUGGGGAUUUGCCUGGAAUGACGCAAACUCUGGUGCCGCUCUGCUGUUAUAUGAAGCAACAAAAGACUCGACUUAUAAAAGAGAUAUUGAGGCUUUCGUGAAGAGUUAUAUGCCUGGAGGCGGAAUACAGACAACUCCUUGUGGACUGGCCUGGAGGGACCAGUGGGGACCUAACAGAUAUGCAGGAAAUGCGGCUUUCAUUGCUGCCAUGGCAGCCGAGGAAGGUAUCGAGCCAGAUUCUUUCAAGAAGUUUGCCAUGAGUCAGAUCAAUUACCUCCUAGGUGAUAACAAAUAUCAAAUGAGUUACGAGAUUGGAUUCGGUAAUAAAUACCCACAACACCCGCAUCACAGAGGAAGCUCCUGUCGGACGUCGACGACACAAUGUAGUAUCGGUGACCCAGGCCCAAACCCCAACGUUCUGAAGGGUGGUUUAGUUGGUGGCCCAGAUAACAGCGAUAAUUAUGACGAUAGAAGAGAUGAUUACGUGAAAAACGAGGUCGCCUGUGAUUACAACGCUGGUUUCCAGUCUGCUUUAGCCGGUCUUCGACAUUUUGCGGCAAACAACGCCCUUCCACCAGCACCUGCGGCAAAGUGUUAAUUGUUAUUGUAGUGUUAUUGUAAUGAUAAUUAUUAAAACCUGAACAAAGG